Molecule: messenger RNA, 1537 nt
Organism: Lampris incognitus (smalleye Pacific opah)
Lineage: Eukaryota; Metazoa; Chordata; Actinopteri; Lampriformes; Lampridae
Gene: mcu
Product: mitochondrial calcium uniporter
Exons: 9
Coding region: 20-1153 (377 amino acids)
Biological process (GO): calcium import into the mitochondrion; mitochondrial calcium ion homeostasis
Cellular component (GO): uniplex complex; mitochondrial inner membrane
Molecular function (GO): calcium channel activity; uniporter activity
Source: RefSeq, a predicted model, not a curated record
GAGAGCUUUCACUACGGAGAUGGCUGCCAAAGUGUGCAGAUCUGUACUUCUCUUGUCCCGGAGCGGCGGAGCGGCGGCGGGCAGCCUCCCCGCGCUUGUCGCGUCUUCACAGCGACGCCAUCAGCACAUAAGACCGCAGGAGGCUCUGUCUGCUCCUCUCUCGCACCAGACCGUCAGGAGAGCACAUGGCCUACGAUCAGCAGCCCACUCCACACUCUUCACCCAGCCGCCCACCGCCCUGUCUCCACAGGUUUGGAGGGGCGCCCCCUCAUGGCAAGGCCAGAGACUGUUGUGUUCUCCUGCCGCUCCAGAAGAGGUGACGGUGGUGUAUCAGAACGGGCUGCCGGUCAUCUCCGUAAGUUUGCCGUCCCGGCGAGAACGCUGCCAGUUCACCCUCAAGCCGCUCAGUGACUGUGUGGGCGUCUUCCUGCAACAGCUCCAGGCAGAAGACCGAGGCAUCGACCGGGUAGCCAUCUACUCCACAGAUGGGGCGAGGGUGGCCUCCUCCACAGGUAUAGACAUCCUGCUGCUGGAUGAUUUCAAGCUUGUCAUCAACGACACCACACACCUGGUGCGACCACCGCGGAGAGAGCUGCUGGCCCACGAGGAGGCGGAGAGGCUGAAUGACGUCAAGCUGCUGGUGCAGCAGCUCUACACCACCCUGCGCAUCGAGGAGCACCAGCUCUGCAAAGAACGCGAGCUGAUUGGAAGACUGGAGGACCUCAACUCUCAGCUCCGCCCCCUGGAGAAGGUGAAGGAGGAGCUGAGCAAGAAGGCGGAGCGACGCACCACCUGGGUCCUGUGGGGCGGCAUGGCCUACAUGGCCACCCAGUUCGGCAUCCUGGCCAGGCUGACCUGGUGGGAGUACUCCUGGGAUAUUAUGGAGCCCGUCACCUACUUCAUCACGUACGGCACCGCCAUGGCCAUGUACGCCUACUUCGUGCUGACUCGCCAGGAGUAUAUCUAUCCCGACGCCAGGGACAGACAGUACCUGCUGUUCUUCCACAAGGGGGUGAAGAGGACUCGCUUCGACGUUGACAAGUACAACAAGCUGAAGGACGACAUCGCCGAGGUGGAACUGGAUCUGAAGCGUUUGCGGGACCCGCUCCAGCUCCAGCUCCCAGUACAGCAGCUCACCACCAGUAAAGAUUGACGGGACGACUGAGAGCUCCUCCCCUCCUGUCUGAGCUCCUACAUCUCCCUCCUCAGCCCCCCCCACCCCCCCACCCACUCCUCUCUGUCUACCUUCAGUUCUCCCCCCUCAACUAUCCUCCCCCAACACCCCAUCCAUUUCCCUCCCCGACCUCCCCCAACUCCUAAGUGAGCCUAUCCCUUUCCUGACUGUGGGAGUUGGUUUUCUUUCUUUUUUCUUUUCUUUCUUUUUCUUUUUUGUUUUUUUUUCCUUCGUUUUCACUUUCUUGACUGAAAACUCCGAUUCGAUUUGCAAGCGAAACCAGUAAAAGUGGACGAUGGUGAGAACAGGAACUGGAACCCUCGUAUAGCUGAGGGUGGUUAGGAAGAUGGAAGAUGAAGAUGA